Lachancea dasiensis is the source of this 327-nucleotide messenger RNA. The record is from the annotation of a GenBank genome assembly. NCBI's taxonomy places the organism in Eukaryota, Fungi, Ascomycota, Saccharomycetes, Saccharomycetales, Saccharomycetaceae.
AUGUACAACAAGUUAACGAAGAUAGCAGGAGUUCGUUCGGGAGCUGCUGAAAUAUCUCAACUACUGGUUAGAUAUCCACGAUGGAGCUACGAUGGUUACAAGCUUGUUAGGAACCUGAAAUUUAGAGAUUUUGAAACUACCUGGACAUUCUUAAAUCAAUUGGCGAUGAGAAGUCAUCUGUGGGGCCACCAUCCCACGAUCACAACUUGCUAUAACAGAAUCACCCUAGAAUUGACAACGCAUGAUGUUGGUGGUGUUAGUGACAUCGAUAUGAAAAUGGCCGUCCGCAUCGAGAAUUACGCAGCGGGGCGAGAGAAAGACGAAUAA